Messenger RNA from Vitis riparia (riverbank grape), 2760 nucleotides. RefSeq names its product ABC transporter G family member 22-like. The transcript is spliced from 11 exons. Gene Ontology annotation, molecular function: ATP binding; ATP hydrolysis activity; ABC-type transporter activity. The coding region runs from base 217 to 2544 and encodes 775 amino acids. Gene Ontology annotation, cellular component: membrane. The record is from RefSeq and is a predicted model, not a curated record. Lineage: Eukaryota; Viridiplantae; Streptophyta; Magnoliopsida; Vitales; Vitaceae.
GUCAGUUUUUCAAGGACAAAAUUGGUAGCAGUAAUGAAGUCAUGUAAGUCACACACUCAUGAAGUCCGGGGCCAAGGGUGUCCUAUAUAACCUUCUAGCAUCGAACAUUCUACUUCACUGGACUUCUUGCUUUCUUUCUUGACUCUUAAACUGCAUCUCUGCUUUCAGACUCUGCAUCCAACUGCUGCAAAAAUAGAGGCGAAGAGAGAGCCUAGAAUGGAGCACUCAGAGAAUGUUUCUGGGAUGUAUGAAGCUGUAUCCAUGCCAAGGACUGGAAAGGAUUCCAUUUUCAUACCUGGUAGAAAAUCCAGCAGCAGAAGCUCAAGUGUGGUUCAACCUCAAGAUGACAAAGAUGAGGCUGGAAUUAGGAUACAAAAGAAGCGAAGCUUUAACAGGGAAAAGGAAUUAGCAAGUGGAAAAGCUGUUCGCAAAACAAAGUCACUAAGUUCCCAAUUCUUAGUUAAUAUAGAUGAACUUUUUAAUAAUGUUGCUGGGAGCUUUGAUGAAAAAGGUUCCAUUCCUAGCAGGGCAUCUAGCAAUGGCUUAGGCUUCUCCACCCCACUAGCUGGAUCCGUCUUGCCCUCGGAUGACAUUUCAGACGCCUCAAGACUGCAGAUUCCCCGUCAGAAAGAUAGUGCAACAAGGCAGUCUCGGUCAGCUCAUGAGAAGGAUCAGGAUUCUUGUGGGUGGAGGAAAACACACAGCAAACCUAGCUUACCAAUAUAUCUCAAGUUUGAAGAUGUCAAAUACAAAGUGGUAACAAAGGGAGGAAAGAGCUCUGAUGAGAAGCAUAUAUUACAUGGCAUUACUGGUUCAGUAGAUCCAGGGGAGGUCUUAGCACUUAUGGGGCCAUCUGGUGGUGGUAAAACAACAUUACUCAAUCUCCUCAGUGGAAAGGUCAAAACCAACAGUGGUAGGAUCACUUAUAAUGAUCAACCAUAUGCUAAAACACUCAAGCAUAGGAUUGGAUUCGUGCUGCAAGAUGACAUUGUGUUUCCCCACCUUACAGUCAAAGAAACUCUAACAUAUGCAGCUUUGCUUCGUCUUCCCAAUACAUUAACCAGACAGCAGAAAAAGGAAAGAGUCAUGGAUAUUAUCAGUGAGCUAGAUCUUGAAAGGUGCCAAAACACAAUAAUUGGUGGUGCAUUAGUUAGAGGGAUUUCUGGUGGUGAGAGAAAAAGAGUCUGUAUCGGCAAUGAAAUCCUGCUCAACCCAUCACUUCUGUUCCUUGAUGAACCAACAUCUGGUCUUGAUUCAACAACUGCACUUCGGAUUCUUCAGAUGCUACAGAACACUGCAGAGGCUGGCAAGACCGUGGUGACUACAAUUCAUCAACCUUCAAGUAGACUAUUCAGUAUGUUUGACAAGUUAGUCCUCUUGGGUAAAGGAAACUCCUUGUACUUUGGAAAAGCCUCAGAAGCAAUGCUAUAUUUCUCCUCAAUAGGUUGUUCUCCACUUGAAGCCAUGAACCCAGCAGAGUUUCUCAUUGAUCUUGCCAAUGGAAACAUAAGUAACAAAUCAGUUCCAUCAGAGUUGGAGGAUAAGUACUCCCCCGGAAGACAAAAUUUUGAAAAUGAAGAGGGGAGGCCUUCUCCAGGAGAAGUCCAUGAGUAUCUUGUAGGGGCCUAUGAAGAAAGAGUUGCAAACCUGGAGAAAAUGAAGCUUCUAAGCCCAGUGCGGAUAGACAGUGCGUCUGAGAUGCAAAGGAGAGAAAAUUCACGGGAAUGGGGAGCAAAUUGGUGGCAACAGUUUUCAAUUCUUUUCAGAAGAGGCCUUAAGGAGAGACGCCAUGAAUAUUUAAGUGGUCUUCGUAUAGCCCAAGUUAUAUCCACUGCUGUAAUCUUAGGAUUGCUCUGGUGGCAUUCUGAUGCUUCAUCUCCUAAGAAACUUCAAGAUCAAGCAGGGUUGCUGUUCUUCAUUUCAGUAUUUUGGGGUUUCCUCCCUCUAUUCACUGCUAUUUUCACAUUCCCUCAAGAACGAGCUAUGCUGGUUAAAGAGAGAUCUGUGGAUAUGUAUAGACUCAGUGCAUACUUUGUAGCAAGAAACACAAGUGAUCUUCCUUUGGAUCUCAUCCUGCCCAUAUUGUUUAUGUUGAUAGUAUAUUUCAUGGCAGGCUUAAAGCCUAGCUUUGCGGCAUUUUCUCUAACUAUGCUUACAGUUUUCCUCAGCAUUUUGGCUUCCCAGGGUCUAGGAAUGACCAUAGGUGCGGCACUGAUGGACGUGAAGAAAGCAACAACACUGGCUUCUAUUACUCUGAUGACCUUCAUGUUAUCUGGCGGAUUUUUUAUCCAGGAGUUUCCAUCUUUCAUAUCGUGGGCACGACACAUCUCUUUCAACUACCAUACAUACAGGCUACUCCUGAAGAUUCAGUAUAGUUGCUCAAAUUCAAAUUAUGAAGAAGGUCCCUGCAACUCUUCCUUCAUCAGAGGACUAAAACUUAAUAGGUCUGGAAUGGAACUGGGAGCCAUGGUAGCAAUGUGUAUUGGAUAUCGAUUACUGGCCUACAUAUUCCUCAGGAGAAUGAAACUCAGGACACUAACAUAGCUUACAUAUAUUCAAAAAUAAAUUGAAGAUAUCAGCUUGAUCAAGUUGAUAUCACAAAGAAGCUGAGUUUCUUUUGCAGCCUCAUUUAGUAUACCAGUUGGGAUCUAUGCCAGACCUCACUCCUUUUGGUGAUUUUCAAAUAACAGAAUGUAUGAUGGGAUCUGCUUCUUAUAGUGUUGAGGUAAAUAAAAAGCUAGUAGUAGAAUUGAAUUGCCA